AUGUCUGACAAGAUCGAAGUCCUUCUCUUUGGCCUCGGCGCCAUUGGCUCCUUCUACGCCUUCAUCCUGCGCAGCUGUCCCCGCGUGCGUCUGACGGUCGUCGCUCGCUCGAACUACGCGGCUGUCCAGGAGAAUGGCAUCCUGCUGAAAAGCGCCAACCACGGCGAGCACCGCUUCCACCCGGACCGCGUAAUCCGCUCGCCCUCGGAACUCGCCCCAAACUCCGCCCCAUUCGACUACGUCGUCUGCACGAACAAGGCCAUCGACGUGGACACCGUCGCCCGCCUCCUCGCGCCAGCCAUUACGGACCGCACCGCGAUCGUGAUCAUCCAGAACGGUGUAGGCAACGAAGAGCCGUUCCGGCGCUUGUAUCCCGAGAACCCGAUCAUCUCGUGCGUGACAUGGGUAGGAGCCCACCAACCUACCCCGGGGACAACAACCCACACGACCUCCGAAGCAACGCAACUAGGCCUCUACCCGCCCGCAGACCCCUCCGCGGUCCCUAGUCUCUCGACCUUCAUCGACAUCCUCAGCACCCCGGCGAACCCGCACCCGACGCCGCUGACCCCGCUCGCGCCGGACGCCCUGCAGCGCACCCGCUGGGAGAAGCUGAUGUGGAACUGCGCCUGGAAUACGCUGACCACUCUGACGGCGCAGGACUGUCAGGCCUGGCUGCGGUCUUCGGAGGAGGCGCUGCCGCUGACGAAGCGGCUGAUGCGCGAGGUGGUGCGCGUGGCGCACGCGUCCGGCGUGGCGUUGCGGGAGGCCUUGGUCGAGGAGCAGAUCGCCCGGAUGCAGGGGCUCGGGGCGGUAAGGACGAGUAUGCAGACUGAUCGCGAGAUGGGGCGGCGCAUGGAGGUGGAUGUGAUUAUUGGGACGGUGGUGGGGCGGGCGAGGAGGGCUGGAGUUGAUGUGCCUGUUCUGGAGACGGUCUAUGCGUUGAUUAGGGCAGUGGAUGGGUUGGCUGGGGGUGGUGCCGGGGAGGUUAGGGGGAGGAUGUAG
This is a messenger RNA of Aspergillus aculeatus ATCC 16872, 1002 nucleotides long. Its product is annotated as ketopantoate reductase family protein. Bases 1 to 1002 code for a protein of 333 amino acids. Gene Ontology annotation, molecular function: 2-dehydropantoate 2-reductase activity. Lineage: Eukaryota; Fungi; Ascomycota; Eurotiomycetes; Eurotiales; Aspergillaceae. The transcript has 5 exons. Gene Ontology annotation, biological process: pantothenate biosynthetic process. The record is from RefSeq and is a predicted model, not a curated record. Gene Ontology annotation, cellular component: cytoplasm.